AUGAUCACCCGUGCUCUACCUGGUCUGGAAGUCCUCCGUCUUCGCUCAAUUGCCGUCGAGUCUGUAGCCCUGGAUAGCACAUCGCCGCCUCGCUCCCCUAUUGCUGUCAACCAGAAGCUCCGUGAGAUACACCUCCGGGACUACGAUGGUUGUGAAUGUCCCCUGGGGAUGUGUGACGGGCAGCACCUCACUUCGAGUCUGCUCGAUGUUCUCUCGUCGUACACAACUGUGGACACCAUCUUCCUCCGGUAUACUGGUUUCCUCUCCGCUUCGGAAUUCCAUUCUUUUGUCUAUGUGUUCCCGGCCCUUCGCAACAUGCGUAUAGAUGGUGACCUGUUGCCAGAAGACUUGGGGUCUCCGAUGACCCCGGCUGAAACGGUCGCGCUGGCGACAGGCGUGAAUGCUGGUAAUUCAUGGGCCUCCGUCCACCUGUGGCAAGUAUCCUCAGCUUUUGCCACUAUGUUCUUCGAGCUAUUUGCACAGCAGUGUCGCAAGCUCGAAGAGCUGCACAUCGAUCUCCUGGAACCGCCCUCAUCCGCAAUGGUUCAGACCAUCAGCCAAAUUCUACGAGAUUCCGGGCCGGCAUUGGGGGAGUUCGAAUGGAGUCACCCUGGUUGGAUUGAUGCUUUCCUUCCCCAUCAUGUUCCAGGCCGUCUUCCACCUUCGCUGUCAUAUAACGCCAGUCUGGCAGUUCUGACCAUAGACUUUACUUCUCCCUCGUCGCUGAACAUGCCUUGGGUCUACGGAACUCUCCUGAGCCUGUUCACGCAACUUGGGAGCACGCAUUUGCAAAGCGCACACGUUUCCUUCCUAACCUUCCACGGUACAGACGGUUCCGCAUGCGCGAUCACGGCGGAGGCCAUUGCAGCGUUUCAUGCCGCUCUCUCCCGUAACGUAUUUGCAAGGUUGUCCUAUGCGGCUGUCACCAUCCUCUUCCGCGUCAGCAUGGGCUCGAACCAAGAACACGCUUCAAACUGCGUUGCAGAAACACUAUGCACGUCGGCUACCGUCAAGUCCUUCCUCGUUCCCCUCUUUAGUCCUUGGCUGGCUCGUGGAGUCAUUGCGCUGGAACUUCCUGAUGGAUCGCGUAUCUAG
This is a messenger RNA of Fomitopsis serialis, 1095 nucleotides long. RefSeq lists its product as uncharacterized. Lineage: Eukaryota; Fungi; Basidiomycota; Agaricomycetes; Polyporales; Fomitopsidaceae. The transcript is spliced from 2 exons. The record is from RefSeq and is a predicted model, not a curated record. Bases 1 to 1095 code for a protein of 364 amino acids.